Molecule: messenger RNA, 4624 nt
Organism: Trichoderma reesei QM6a
Lineage: Eukaryota; Fungi; Ascomycota; Sordariomycetes; Hypocreales; Hypocreaceae
Source: the annotation of a RefSeq genome assembly
AUGGGCGACUCCACCGCGAUUAUUACCUUCGAAGACAUUUUUUUCCGUUGUGUCAACAACCCAGAUGGAGGGGAGCCGAACCCCAAAGAAUGCAGCUUCUUCCUUCCACAGGAUGAGGCCGAUUCGCUCGUCGUGGAGGACAAAGUUGCCGCAACGUUAGUGAAGCUGCUCGAAAUGUCUGCAGAGGAUGCCGAGAAAUUAGCGGAUUACGUCGUCAAAUCAGCAAAGAAAGUGUUUCUCACGCUCCUAUACACGGACACAAUCGAGUUCAUCAAUGAUCUGCAAACCGCCGGCUUCAAUGACGAGCAUCUUCCAGUGUGCUAUACCCAAAACCCAUCCGGCGCUCCCACGGGUCAUGAAGUGUGCAGUCUACGUCCGGAGCUUCCGUCGACUUCGCGUGUACCUCUGGAGGGCUUCGCCAAUUGGGGACUUCGCAAAAUUGCGGAAUUCGGCCAAAAGCAAUGGAUAUUCCUGUGCCCCGUUUUCGAUGACACUGAGUUCAUCUACCAGUUCUCCAAGGAACAGCGCCUACCUUUCAUGCCUGCGGUGAAUCAUGGCGAGGGCGCAGGGCAUUUUGGUCUUGUCCAGAGGCUUAAACUCCAUCCCGCGCAUUAUCGCACGGGGUCAAGCUCGAUCAGGAGUACCGACUGCGACGGCGAUGGGCCUAUCGAGGUUGCUUUGAAGUAUCUGCUUCAGGACGGCCGGCCGGCAGAAAGAGAGAAAUUCUAUAAAAGGGAGAUGGAAACAUUGCAGAUGAUGAACAAGCUGAACAACAGACAUUUGAUCAAGGCCAUCGCGACAUACAAGAAGGGAUCACAGAUGUACUUCCUUUUCCCAUGGGCCGACGGGGGCAAUCUUGAGGAUUUGUUUCACAAGGGCCAGGGGAAACUGGACGAGACACAAGCGAAUUGGGCUUUCGCCCAGAUGAUCGGACUCUCAGCCGGCAUUAGCGAACUCAACAGCAGCAAAUUUCGCCAUGGAGACAUCAAACCGUCCAACAUUCUCUGUUUUGGCAUCGGGGCUGGGACAUCGAACGACUGCAGGCUUGUGAUUGCUGACGUUGGUCUUGCAAAAUUUCACGCAGAAUACACUCGAAACCGGAACAAAAGUACAACGACCAGGCACGGCAGCAUGACAUACGAACCUCCGGAGGUGUUACCAAAGACAGGGAGUGCCAUCCUCUCCACGAAGCGCUAUGACACAUGGUCCUUAGGCUGCGUCUUUCUCGAGUUUCUCAUAUGGCUUCUCUACGGCGGUAACGGACUUAAAGCCUUCUACGAGGACCUCAACAAAGACCCCAAUAACUGCAGGUUCUGGAAGGAUUCGUUUUGGCUGGGCCAACGGCGUAGACAUCCGGCGGUUUCAAGAUGGAUCAAACGACUACAGGCCGAUCUUCGGCAUCCGUCGGCUUUCCGUGACUUGGUCGCCACCAUUAAAAAAAGCAUGUUGGUCAGGAUAGAAGGACGGAAGUCUUCCAAGGACUUGCACCAGGAGCUGCUGAAGAUUCAGGACAAAGUUUCGGAUGACCCAAAGUAUCUUUAUAGCUCUGAUCUUGAGAGGCUGGCAUCGCGGAGAGCACCCGCAUCCGGAACAACGGUGGAUCAGGGCGUCAUCAAGAAUCUCGCAAUCCAAGUAAGCUUACCGAGAAUGCUGUUCGACUAACACAAGCCAGCGCUCCAGUAGGCUUUAUGAUAGAUGGCGAAAUGCUGCAGAGAACGAUUGGGCGAUAUCCCUUAUACGCAAAGUAGGAUGGUCAACCCUUAGGCCACCAAAACGUGCGGCGAAUACCUGUCAAUCUUAUCGCAUAUUUGACUCUGAGGAUCCAGUUGCGAUAUUGCAAUCUAUCGCGAACCACGUAGGUUGUGGCUCUAAUGAUUGUUUCUGGUGCCACCUUUUGCGCGUCUGUCAUGCAAAAGUCAAGCUUAGCUCGGGAAAACCGGUAUCCUACGUCCUCGAUGAGGCUUCACACGUCUUCCGCAAUGUGUUUGAUGACCGCGCUCUCAUCUCCAUCUACUCAGAUCCAGCUUCCGGGUUUGCUCCGCCGUAUGCACAAGUUGGAUUACCCAUUCUCCCAAACGCUGGUAGCCCCCAGCAAUUUAAGCUUCUGAAUGCAUGGAUCAAGCGGUGCGAUGAAUCCCAUAACUGUCUGCCUCAUAAAGAAGGCACGGAUGAACGUGUCCUGAUGCCUACGAGGGUGAUCAAGGUUGGGCUUCGUCGUUUGCGCCUUGUUGAAACGAGCAAUGGCAUCAGCGGAAAGUAUGUCGCUCUAAGCCAUUGUUGGGGCAGACUCACGAAGGAGCAGAAGUUUUGCACGUACCAGAGCAAUAUUGAGGCCCUUAAGAAAGACAUUCCAUACAAGUCUCUUCCCAAGUCAUUCCAAGACGCAGUCAGGGUCACACGUGCUCUGCGCGUCCCGUAUCUUUGGAUAGAUUCCAUUUGUAUCAUUCAAGAGGACGAAGAAGACUGGAAAUCUGAAGCUUCCAAGAUGGAACAAGUCUUUAGCUCUGCCUACUGCACCAUUGCCGCAAGUUCUGCCACUUCUUCCCUUGAUGGAUUUCUCGGGAAACGAAAGCCGAGGGCUUGCGUCAGCAUUCGGACGUCUCACGGUCCUCUAUACCUUGCGGAAGCAAUUGACGACUUCCACGAACAUGUCGAGAAGAGUGUCCUUAGCACAAGGGGAUGGGUGUUACAAGAGCGAGCUCUUUCUCGUCGCACCAUCUACUUUACGUCAACCCAGGUCUACUGGGAAUGUGGUGAGGGCAUAUUCUGUGAGACUCUUGCCACGCUACAAAACCCGCAUUCACGAUUUAUCGGCGACGCUCAUUUUCCCGCAUCUGGCCUCGAAUUCUAUAAAGAUGGACGCAUACGGCUCAUUCAGCACCUAUAUGAGGUCUACAGCAAGCUGCAGCUUACAAACGCCGGUGACCGCCCUAAGGCGAUACUAGGACUACAGAAUCGGCUCGCUUACACUUUUGGAUCACGAGCUGACUACGGUGUCCAUUGGAAUUACCCCGAAAGAACCCUCCUCUGGCGAGCCGAGAGCCCUGGUAAGCUCUGCCGCAUAUCGUUCCAAACCCAGGAUGCAGUCCCUUCUUGGUCUUGGAUGGCGUAUACCGGCGCGAUCACGUAUGUGGACAUUCCUUUCAAAGAGGUUGAUUGGAUGGGGAAUCCCCAGAUUCCUUUUGGGCCUGGAGACCAGAAUGGCGAGUGGAACGGCCUGCUUUGUGCGCAAGCCAGGCCACUGCGCAUUGACAAUGACCAGCUUAGAGAGAGAAUGGUUCUUGACUCAGGCGACUCUAUGUUCUGCUCAAAGGGAUGGAAGUGUGUUGUGGUUGGGAAAAGCAAGACGAGGACGAAGAAUGAUGCCUUCCUCCAUUAUGUCUUGUUGCGUUGUUUGCUAGAUCUCAUCAAGAUGCGUCUCAAUAUCCUAUCCGCGCUCGUCGUGUCCGUCACCGGCGCGUCAGUGCUUUCCAACAGACACUCUGAUAAAGAUUACAAGUUGAGACCCUUUACUCUCAGUCUCGACAGCCGCGUUCCUCGGAUGCUUGAAUUGGUCAAGAACACGCAACUUCCCGAUGCUCCUGAAUACCCUGACCUCUCGCCGGAUGCUGGGAUCCCAUUGAGCACUCUGCAGUCAUUACGUACCGAAUGGCUGACGAAAUUUAGCUGGAAGAAAGAGCAAGCUGCCAUCAACAAAUAUCCUCAGUUUACUGCAGAGAUUGAAGGCCUCACAAUCCAUUUUGUGCACCAAAAGUCAAGGGCACCAGACGCUAUUCCGCUGGUUUUGUUCCAUGGCUGGCCGGGGUCGUUUUUGGAGUUUCUUCCCUUAGUCAAGGAUCUUACCAGCAAGGCAAAGACACCAGCUGGGAAAUCAGUCGCAUUUGAUGUGAUUAUUCCCAAUCUUCCUGGGUAUGGGCCGUCGACGGCGCCUCCAGCCAAUUGGACCACCGCAGACACGGCCAGAAUCAUCAACACUCUCAUGACGGAAGUCCUUGGAUACAAGACAUAUGCCACUCAUGGGACAGACUGGGGCUGUUCCGUCGCGUAUCAUCUGUACAGCUCAUACAACACUACCGUGCGUGCAUCUCAGCUGGUGUUUUUGCCAUUCUUCCCAUACACGCCCGAUCAGCUCACUGAUGCGGGUAUUGCGUUAAACGAGCUUGAGCAAUUUGAAGAGGGAAGCUUCAUGGAAUGGUAUACCAGUGGCCAAGGUUACUUUCAAGAGCAGACGACCAAGGAAAUUGGGCAGCUCGCUUGGAUUGGCGAAAAGUUCCUCAACUGGUCUGAUCCUCGAGCGGGUACUGAUCCUUCGGUCCUGACGCACAAUGAGAUCCUGGCGGCCGUCUCGCUGUACUACCUCACCAAGUCGUUCAACUCGGCGGGCUUCAUCUACUAUCAGAACCAAAAUGGAUUCGCCACCAAUUACACCAAGGCCCAAACAGAUGCGCCAUUGCUGUUCAGCUCAUUCAAGUAUAACGUCGCGUUCUGGCCGCCUGCGCUGGUGGAGAAGACUGGCAAUCUGGUGGUCUACAACAAUCACAACUUCGGUGGACACUUUCCUUCGCUUGAUAAUCCUCCAGCGAUGAUUGCCGAUCUUCGACAAAUUGCCGACUAUUGGGAGUAG